Molecule: messenger RNA, 1155 nt
Organism: Myotis davidii
Lineage: Eukaryota; Metazoa; Chordata; Mammalia; Chiroptera; Vespertilionidae
Product: ectonucleotide pyrophosphatase/phosphodiesterase family member 7-like
Source: RefSeq, a predicted model, not a curated record
AUGGGUCGCUGGAUUGAAGAUCAUGGAGUCAUACACAACAUGAUGUUUAACACUGAGACAGGAUGGAAGUACUCCUUCAAGACCACACAGAACAAGACUGAGUGGUGGGACAAUGGCGUUCUCCCCCUCUGGAUCACAGCCCAGAGACAGGGGAGGAAGACUGCGUCAUUCCACUAUCCCGGGGGAGGUGCUAAAUACAAAGGUGAAGCUGUCCAGAGGUCCCUGGUGGAGUCUUACACUCACCCAGAUAGCAAUGAGACAGAGUGGAGGGAGAACAUUGAUAUUGUCAUGAACUGGUUCACUAAGGAAGACUUUGACUUUGUGACUCUGUACUAUGGAGAGCCAGAUAAUGUGGGACACAAAUACGGGCCCGAGACAGAAAAUAGAAGGGUAAUAAUUAAGCAAAUCGACAGAACCAUCGGGUACCUGGUAGAAGCCAUUGAGAGGCACGGCUUGACUGAGCACCUCAAUGUCAUCAUCACAUCAGACCACGGCAUGACUACAGUAAAAAAGAAGCCCAAUGUCACUGAGAUCCUCUUGACCAACUACAUCAAGUACAGGGACUUAGUCAAGUUUGAUAUUGUGGACUAUGGAGGCUUUGGGAUGCUUCUUUACCAAGCACUGAAGAAUGCACAUCCACACCUCCAUGUCUAUAAGAAGGAGGAAUUUCCAGAACGCUUCCAUUUUUCUAAGCAUGAGCGGGUCCUGCCAAUCCUAGUGUAUGCGGACUCUGGUUACAACAUCAAUGGGCGACUUAUAAUUUACUUCAACAAAGGAGACCAUGGCUUUGAUAAUGAUCUCGAGGACAUGAAGACCAUAUUCAGAGCUUUCGGGCCAAGUUUCAAGAAGAAUCACCUGGCUGAGCCUUUUGACAGCAUCCAUAUCUACCCUCUCAUGUGUAAGCUCCUGGGGGUCACCCCGGAGCCCCACAAUGGCUCCCUGGCAGUCACCCAAGAAAUGCUUGUGGACUCUUUCGACCAGCGACCAGAUGUCUUUUCCCUGCACAGUCGGCCUGGCAUAGAAUGCCGUCAUGCUUCUGCCUGCGGGGGCGACGAUUACGUCAUUGGCCUCUUCCCCCAAGAGCCCCUGAGGCCCCGGGAGCAGGGACCACUCUCGGCUUUUCUCACUGCGGCAUCCCCAGCGCCAAGCACGUGA